GAGAGAGAGAGAGAGAGAGAGAGAGAGAGAGAGAGAGAGACGCGCCCUAACGGAUUCUCCGGUACACGCUAGUUUUGGAUUGUCCACUCGCUCGCGCGUCUCAGAGCCGGUUUCAGCACUACAGUCAAUGGGAACAGCUCUCGUUUGGUUUGCCUCAGUUCCGUGAUAGACCCGAAAGACACGUCGAGAUCUUCUGCGUGUGUUAAAGGGACUGAGUCUGCGGGAAAGUCGGACCGCAUGCUGGAGCUUCGGCUCGUUACGGACUCACUUGCGGACGCCGAAACUCGCACAACCGUGCGCCGGCUCUGACGCGUGAUGGCGGAGUGCGGGCGCAGGGCGCUGUCGCUGCUCGAAGCGGCCCGUUCGCGCUACGAGAGCUUGCAGAUUUCAGACGAUGUGUUCGGGGAGUCGGGCGACGACAGCAGCGAGAACCCGUUUUACAGCACCACCGGAGACUCCAACUCGGACAGCUGUGCGGAGGCGAGCGACAGAGCGAGCGGUGCAGGGGCCGGAGGCACACGCGCUCCUCCUCCCGGCUCGGCCUCUGCUGGACACGCGGAGAUGAAAGAAGGAGAAGAGGAGGACGGAUGGAAUGAUGCGUUACAGGACACAGACACCCCUCACUAUAAAGACACACACGGUCCCACACAGAAAAUGCCGGCCACUGCCACAGCCAUGGAUUUCUUCCAGCUCUUCGUACCUGACAAUGUUAUUCAGAACAUGGUGACUCAGACCAACAUGUAUGCUAAGAAGUUCCAGGAACGCUUUGGCAGUGACGAAGGCUGGACCAGUGUGACGCCGGCUGAGAUGAAAGCAUUCCUGGGCUUUGUGAUCUCCACUAGUGUUCACCGCUGUGAAUCUGUCCUGAGCAUCUGGAGCAGUGGCUUCUUCAGCAACCGCAGCAUAGCACUCAAAAUGAGCCAGGCACGCUUCGAGAAGAUCCUUAAAUAUUUCCAUAUCGUGGCCUUCCGUUCAAGCCAAGGUGGUAACCAGGGCCUUUACAAGAUCCAGCCCUUCUUGGAUUCACUGCAGCAGAGCUUCGGCUGUGCCUUCCGGCCCUCACAAACACAGGUUCUGCAUGAACCCCUGAUUGAUGAGGACCCUGUGUUCAUCACCACAUGCACAGAGAGGGAGCUGCGCAAGAGGAAGAAGAGGAAGUUCAGCUUGUGGGUACGACAGUGCAGCUCCACUGGCUUUAUCUGUCAGAUUUAUGUACAUCUGAAGGAGGGUCCUGGUCCAGAUGGACUCGACACACUGAAAAACAAACCGCAGCUCCACAGUCUGGUGGCCAGGCAGCUCUGUCAGAACCUGUCUGGACGUAACGCCAUCAUUUUCACCGGCCCCAGCAUCACCAGUCUCAGCCUAUACCAGGAGUUUGAGAAUCAGGAUAUCUACUGCUGUGGGCUGCUAAGCACCAGGAAGAGCGACUGCACCGGUCUGCCUGCGUCCAUGCUGCGUAACCCUGAGGGCCCUCAGCAGCGCGGCCAGUCCCACAUCAAGAUGAAGGGCAAUAUGUCCCUCAUCAGCUGGUACAACAAGGGCAACUUCCGAUUUCUCUCCAAUGCCUACUCACCCAUCAAACGAGGUGUGAUCAUUAAGAGGAAAAGUGGAGAAAUCCAGUGUCCUCUGGCUGUGGAAGCUUUUGCCGCACACCUGAGCUACAUCUGCAAAUACGAUGACAAGUACAGCAAGUACUUCAUUUUCCACAAACCCAACAAGACGUGGCAGCAGGUCUUCUGGCUCACCAUAAGUAUCGCCAUCAACAACGCAUACAUCCUCUACAAGAUGUCUGACGCCUAUCAUGUUAAACGUUACAGCCGUGUUCAGUUCGGUGAGAGGCUCGUGAAGGAGCUGCUGGACUUGGACGACUGCUCGCCUACAGAGUGAAGUGACCGCAUACUGUCUAACACACACAUACACGGCCAAUCAUCCAUUGACACUGACAGCUACUAACCUGUGGCUGAUAGGCUUACGAUAAUGACGUUUCCACUCCUUCUAUCUGCGACAAAUCAAAGCUGUGCCAAGUGUAUUUAAAAUCCUCACACUCCACAGUCCCCACAAUACACCUCCCUCCUCCUGUCCACCACAGGACCAUGUAUAUAAUCAUCCCACUGUUUGUGUGUCUUUCUGCUGCAUGAUGAAUGUGAGUGUACCACCAUGUAAAUGCGUAAUGAUUUUUAUGACGGUGUUUGUGUAGUCUGAACCCUGUGAUACACUGUUUUGUGGAUUUGCUCCUGUAGGUCUCGAGGACAACUUGCAGCAAUGAGAUAUAUAUUAAAAAAAGUACACACAGCGA
Messenger RNA from Tachysurus fulvidraco (yellow catfish), 2296 nucleotides. It is a transcript of the gene pgbd5, whose product is annotated as piggyBac transposable element derived 5. Gene Ontology annotation, biological process: non-replicative DNA transposition. Gene Ontology annotation, cellular component: nucleus. The transcript has 7 exons. Gene Ontology annotation, molecular function: transposase activity. The record is from RefSeq and is a predicted model, not a curated record. The coding region runs from base 316 to 1887 and encodes 523 amino acids. Lineage: Eukaryota; Metazoa; Chordata; Actinopteri; Siluriformes; Bagridae.